AUGACGAGAGAGACCGGGCAACUGGUUGUAGACACACCGGCGCGCCGGCACAACAUGCAAAAUAGCCAGCCAGGUCGAUACCACGUCGGGUGGGAAGGGGAAUACGCAAGCUUAGUCGGCGGUCUACGGGUAGAGUCGCCAACACUGAUAGCGGCACGAUUUUGCGACGAAUUGCGUAAACAGCCCUUGUUCCGCGUAGAACUCGGUAUUAACACCGAUCGUACCUGCGCGCAUGCUGCGUAUGACGGGUACUUGGUCGUUCAUUUACGGUGGCAAUGUAACUGA
Messenger RNA from Macrosiphum euphorbiae (potato aphid), 285 nucleotides. The record is from the annotation of a GenBank genome assembly. Lineage: Eukaryota; Metazoa; Arthropoda; Insecta; Hemiptera; Aphididae.